Mollisia scopiformis is the source of this 1380-nucleotide messenger RNA. RefSeq lists its product as uncharacterized. Gene Ontology annotation, biological process: amino acid transmembrane transport. NCBI's taxonomy places the organism in Eukaryota, Fungi, Ascomycota, Leotiomycetes, Helotiales, Mollisiaceae. Gene Ontology annotation, molecular function: amino acid transmembrane transporter activity. Bases 1 to 1380 code for a protein of 459 amino acids. The record is from RefSeq and is a predicted model, not a curated record. Gene Ontology annotation, cellular component: vacuolar membrane. The transcript is spliced from 7 exons.
AUGGCCGAAGACAAUAUCGAGGCUCAUAACAUCAGAGAAGGUGUUGUAUAUGACAAGGAAGAAGUUCGGGAGGCACAUGAAAUAUUUCAAAAGUCGCCAAAUGGUGUUGAUUUUCGCACUGUUAGUUGGCCCCGGGCUACCAUCAUCUUUCUAAAGAUCCAGUUCGCCAUGAGCAUCCUCGCCGUCCCUGGUGCUUUGGCAACUCUUGGGGCAGUGGGAGGUGCACUUUCCAUCGUUGGGUGGGAGGUGUUGAAUACUUACACUGCUAUCAUACUUGGGGAUUUUCGUAAUAGACACCCGGAGUGUCACACCUUGGCGGAUAUGUGUGGACUUCUAUGGGGUCGCAUUGGUAGAGAGCUUGUCGGUGUACAGAUCCUUGUAGCCCAAGUUCUUAUUACAGCCGCUGGCAUUGUCUCGGUCUCCACGGCGCUUAACGCACUUUCAGACCACGGCGCGUGCACUAUUUUCUUCAGCUUUGUUGCUGCUGUCCUGAUCACUGGCUUUUCAUCCGUGCGAACUUUCUCCCGCCUAGGGUGGUUAACUUGGAUUGGAUUCUUCACGUUCUUCAUUGCAGUUUUCAUAUUUGUAGUAGCGGUAACGCAGCAGAACCGGCCCGCCGCCGCACCCAAGACUGGGAGUUUUGACCUUGGUUGGGCGGCAAUCGCUCAUCCAACAUUUGUAGCUGGGAUUACGGCGAGUGCGAAUAUUUUCAUCAGCGGGAGUGGCUCGUCGAUGUAUUUGCCUGUCAUCUCUGAAAUGAAACAACCGCGAGACUAUCGCAAGGCUUGCCUAGUUGCGGGUUUUCUGGUUGGAGCGAUGUACCUGACAUUCUCGUUGGUCAUCUAUCAUUGGUGUGGAGUGUGGAUAAGUACGCCGGCUUUCGGGACUGCUGGAACAUUGUUCAAGAAGAUCUCGUAUGGAAUCGCGUUGCCCGGCUUGGUCAUCGGUGUUGGCAUUUAUCAGCACGUUGCCGCCAAAUUACUUUUUGUUCGUAUCUUGAGAAACACACAUCAUCUACAAGAGAACACCAUUAUUCACUGGACGACGUGGCUUGGUGCCAACGUGAUAUUAGGCGUCCUCGGUUUCAUCAUAGCUGAAGCCGUCCCCAUUUUAAAUUAUCUGCUCGGCCUUGCAGGAUCACUGUGCUUUGCGCCUUUCAGCUUGAUCUUCCCAGCUUUGUUAUGGAUGUACGAUUUCGAGGAGUACCGGUCAGGAGCCAAGAAGAGACAGUCUGUCUAUUACUUACAUGUUUUGAUUCUGCUUGUUGGCCUGUUUCUGGUUGUUGGUGGAACGUAUGGUGUAGCAGUCUCUAUUAGAGAUGCAUAUGCCAGUGGUCUCAUCGGCAGAGCUUUUGACUGUUCUGACAAUUCUGGAUCAUGA